Messenger RNA from Prionailurus viverrinus (fishing cat), 1641 nucleotides. It is a transcript of the gene SHF, whose product is annotated as Src homology 2 domain containing F. The transcript is spliced from 7 exons. The coding region runs from base 36 to 1505 and encodes 489 amino acids. NCBI's taxonomy places the organism in Eukaryota, Metazoa, Chordata, Mammalia, Carnivora, Felidae. The record is from RefSeq and is a predicted model, not a curated record. Gene Ontology annotation, molecular function: phosphotyrosine residue binding.
CCACCAAGCUCCCCUCGCUUAGUCUGGUUGGCCCCAUGUUACUGAGCGGAGCUCCUCCCGCGGGCUCCGGCCCGGGGCAGCGGGCGCAGGGGAGCUCGGGGAGCGGCCCGGGGGGGUCGCGCCGAGGCGCCGGGGGAGCGGGAGCCGGCCCAGGAGGGGGCGGCAGUGGCGGAGUGGCCAAGUGGCUCCGGGAGCACCUGGGCUUCCGCGGAGGGGGCGGCGGCGGAGGUGGGGGCAAGCCGGCGCCCCCGGAGCCGGACUACCGUCCCCCAGCACCCUCCCCGGCCGCGCCCCCUGCGCCACCCCCGGACAUCCUGGCCGCCUACCGGCUGCAGAGGGAGCGCGACUUCGAAGACCCGUACUCUGGGGGGCCGUCCAGCUCCGCUGCUGCCCCAGCCACCCCCGCCGUCCCCGGCCCCACGCCGCCCCCGCGCCACGGCUCGCCUCCCCACCGCCUUAUUCGGGUUGAGACCCCUGGCCCCCCAGCGCCCCCUCCCGAGGAGCGGAUCUCUGGACCCCCCGCCAGCAGCGACAGGUUGGCAAUCCUAGAAGACUAUGCGGACCCAUUUGACGUUCAGGAGACUGCUGAAGGCCCAGCAGGAGCUUCAGGAGCUCCAGAGAAGGUCCCUGAAAAUGAUGGCUACAUGGAGCCCUAUGAGGCCCAAAAGAUGAUGGCUGAGAUCCGGAGCUCCAAGGAGACAGCAGCUCAGCCCCUGCCUCUGUAUGACACGCCCUAUGAGCCAGAGGAGGAGGGGACCACCCCAGAGGGUGAGGGGACCCCCUGGCCCCGGGAGUCCCGUCUGCCAGAGGAUGAUGAGAGGCCCCCUGAGGAGUAUGACCAGCCCUGGGAAUGGAAGAAGGAGCGGAUUUCCAAAGCCUUUGCAGUUGACAUUAAGGUCAUCAAAGACCUACCUUGGCCUCCACCGGUGGGACAGCUGGACAGCAGCCCCUCCCUGCCUGAUGGGGACAGGGACAUCUCCGGUCCAGCUUCACCCCUCCCUGAGCCCAGCCUGGAGGACGGCAGCGCCCAAUUUGAAGGAUCUGAGAAGAGCUGCCUGUCACCCGGCCGGGAGGAGAAGGGGCGGCUACCUCCCCGACUCUCUGCAGGGAACCCCAAGUCAGCCAAGCCCCUAAACGUGGAACCCAGCAGCCCCCUGGGGGAGUGGACAGACCCAGCACUGCCUCUGGAAAACCAGGUCUGGUACCACGGGGCCAUCAGUCGAACAGAUGCCGAGAACCUGCUCCGCCUGUGCAAAGAGGCCAGCUACCUGGUGCGCAACAGUGAGACCAGCAAGAAUGAUUUCUCCCUGUCCCUCAAGAGCAGUCAGGGCUUCAUGCACAUGAAGCUGUCCCGGACCAAGGAACACAAGUACGUGCUGGGCCAGAACAGCCCGCCCUUCAGCAGCGUCCCUGAAAUCGUGCACCACUACGCCAGCCGCAAGCUGCCCAUUAAGGGGGCCGAGCACAUGUCCCUGCUCUACCCUGUGGCCAUUCGGACUCUGUAGAUGUGAGGGCGGGCACUGUGACAAAUCUGGACCCAGCCCUGUGCCCAUCCCCUGGCUGAGGGCUGUGGUCCUUCCCAGGGACAAGUUCUGUCAAACCUUUCUUCCCUUCUCCCUGAGAUCGAGUGGAAGCUGGAGA